Conger conger (European conger) is the source of this 4336-nucleotide messenger RNA. RefSeq names its product protein-glutamine gamma-glutamyltransferase K-like. Gene Ontology annotation, biological process: peptide cross-linking. The record is from RefSeq and is a predicted model, not a curated record. Gene Ontology annotation, molecular function: protein-glutamine gamma-glutamyltransferase activity. NCBI's taxonomy places the organism in Eukaryota, Metazoa, Chordata, Actinopteri, Anguilliformes, Congridae.
UUUCUACAGUUAAUAACACCAUGUCUGAUUUGUGUGUAUGUGUAUGUGUGUCUGUGUGCAUGUAUCUGUGUGUGUCUGUGCAUGUGCUGUGUGUGUGUGUGUGUGUGUGUGUCUGUGUAUGUGUGUCUGUGUGCAUGUCAGGUCCUCUACCGGUGGUCUCCAAGGGAACGCAUGUGAUCAUCCCAUUGGUUGAGGAGCUUGAGGACGAGUGCUGGGAAGCCAAGAUCGUGGAACAGGACGGCAACCGGAUCAAGCUGUCCGUCAACUCCCUACCGACUGCCCUGAUUGGUCGAUACCAGCUCACCGUGGAGACACACAGCCCCAAUGGGGAGGCCCGGUCCGCCCACGACCCCAGCAACGACAUCCACAUGCUGUUCAACCCCUGGUGCGAAAGUGACCCGGUGUUCAUGGACGACGAGGAGGAGAAGGAAGAGUACGUGCUGAACGACACCGGGAGAAUCUACUACGGCACCGAGGAACAGAUCGGAGAGCGCACCUGGAACUUUGGACAGUUUGAUGAAGGGGUCCUUGCUGCCUGUUUCUACAUCCUGGAGAAGAGUGGGGUGCCACCCUCAGGCCAGGGGGACCCUAUCAAUGUGGUCAGAGUGGUUUCUGCUAUGAUAAACUCCCCGGAUGACCGUGGGGUGCUGGAGGGGAACUGGUCGGGGGACUACACGGGCGGGACAGCCCCCACGUCCUGGAGCGGGAGCAUGGACAUCCUCAAACAGUACCACCAGCAGGGCGGCACGCCCGUCAACUACGGCCAGUGCUGGGUCUUCUCCGGGGUCACAACCACAGUCCUCAGGUGUCUAGGAAUCCCCUGUCGCAGUGUGACAAAUUUUAGCUCCGCCCACGACACGGACACCUCCUUGACAACAGACAUAUACCUGGAUGAGGAUCUGGAGCCGAUCGACCACCUGAACGGAGACUCGGUCUGGAACUUCCACGUGUGGAACGACUGCUGGAUGGCCCGGCCGGACCUGCCGGCGGGGAUGGGCGGGUGGCAGGCUGUGGACUCCACCCCCCAGGAGACCAGCCAGGGCACCUUCCGCUGUGGCCCCGCCUCCGUCACCGCCGUCCGCAGCGGAUUGGUCUACCUCAAGCAUGACACGCCCUUCGUCUUCGCCGAGGUCAACAGUGAUAAGAUCUUCUGGCAGAGGAAGAUCGACGGAACCUUCGAGCAGAUCCACAUGGAGAGGAAGGCAGUGGGGCACUGUAUCAGCACCAAGGCUGUGGGGUCGGAAAAGAGACAAGACAUCACACACCUCUACAAAUACCCGGAGGGCACGGAGGAGGAGCGCAUCGCCGUGGAGACCGCGUGCCGCUACGGCUCGAAGCCCGAGACCUACACGCCGGCGGCGGCGGAAGACGUGUCCGUGGAGGUGACCAUGGAAGGGGAGGGGCCCCGCAUGGGCGGCGACGCCCAGCUGACCAUCGUGCUGCGGAACAGCAGCGCCGAGCCCCGCAGUACCACCCUCCACAGCCAGGUGGCGGUCAUGUACUACACCGGCGUGCACAAGGCCACCGUCAAGAAGGACCAGACCCCCAUUGAGCUGCUUCCCAACGAAGUGAAGUCCCUGGACUGGGUUCUGGAGUACAAGCACUACCAGAACCAGCUGGUAGACCAGGCCGCCCUGAUGCUGACGCUCUCUGGUCGGGUGAAGGAGACCCAGCAGGUUCUGGCCACUCAGUACAAUUUCCGGCUGCGGACUCCGGACCUCAGCAUCGCGCCUGUAGGGGACGCCGUGGUGGGGAAAGAGAUGGCGGCCAAGAUCUCCUUCACCAACCCCCUGCCGCGCACGCUGAAGAGGGUGCUGUUCCGCGUGGAGGGCUUGGGCCUUCAGAGCGUGCGCGAGAUCACCAUAGGUGACGUGGGGAGCCACUCCACGGUGACCGUAACCGAGCACUUUGUGCCGCUGUUGCCGGGGCGGAGGAAGUUGGUGGCGUCGCUGGACUGCCGGCAGCUCACGCAGGUGCACGGCGUCGCUGACAUCGUCGUCCGGGAGAACUGAGCCCCGCGUCCGCCCGUCCGUCCGUCCGUCCGUCCGUCCGUCCGUCCGUCCGUCCGUCCGUCCGCCCUCGUCUCUGACCGACAGCUCGUCCUCCCUCUCCGUUUCCCCGGUCCCGAUGCCGUCUGUACCUGGAUCUGGGAUCAGCUGAAACGGGCUUCAUCUCCGAGGGCCAGUGACUGCCCUCACUGCAGGCUGCCCCGAGCUGACCCCAGGUGCCUGCCUUACGCCUCAGCGCUGGUCCUGCCCAAAUCACGUCCCCGUGUCCCUGCACCUCGUGCACAUCCCCGUGUCCCUGCACCUCGUGCACGUCCCCGUGUCCCCGCACCUCGUGCACAUCCCCGUGUCCCUGCACCUCGUGCAGAUCCCCGUGUCCCUGCACCUCGUGCACAUCCCCGUGUCCCUGCACCUCGUGCACGUCCCCGUGUCCCCGCACCUCGUGCACAUCCCCGUGUCCCUGCACCUCGUGCAGAUCCCCGUGUCCCUGCACCUCGUGCACGUCCCCGUGUCCCUGCACCUCGUGCACAUCCCCGUGUCCCUGCACCUCGUGCACAUCCCCGUGUCCCUGCACCUCGUGCAGAUCCCCGUGUCCCUGCACCUCGUGCAGAUCCCAGGUGCUGUCGGGUCGACUUCUACGGCUAUGAUCAACACAACUGAUGAUGCUUUGACUUGUUUUUUUGCCAGAUUUUGCUACUGGGAUGUAUUUCAUUUGUCUUUUAUUAUAUUUUUGUACCUAGUGGUCGAUAACCAGUUAUCUCAACUGACAAUUUUGCAUGUCGUUUUUGAAGAAAUGCUUCUUGCUGGGAAAUGCUGCUUAUGGGGGAAAGUCAGUCCCUGGUCCCCUGGGAUAUACAGUACUUCCGUCUGGACGGUCUCAAGAGCACAUCUGCCCUGUUCCAAUGUGCCCAUUACCCAGAAUGCCAUCGGGCACAUUGGAACAGGGCAGAUGUGCUUGCUGGCAUUCCUGGCUGGUAUUCCUGGCUGGUAUUCCUGGCUGGCGUUCUGAAGUACCAUUCGGAAUCUCAAACAGGUGGGAUGAAGCAUGCGUGUAAAUUCCCUGGAAGCUUUGGGGGGGGGGCAGCACGGACCCGUCCUAAGCAGUUUCAUGCUGCGUGAAUAACGUCUGUCACGUUUAUUGGUAAUGUUAUUCAUCAGCAUAUAUCAUUUUAUCGUACUUGAAUAGACAUUCUCUUCGAGAAGCUGAGGGCCAAUUUUUAAAUGCUUCAGUGGGUUAGAUACAAUUGGGCAGAGGUGACGUGCAUACUUUACUCACCGAUAUUAACUACACAUGCCAAAGGUGUGGGCGGAAAAUGCUGAUGUGUUUGAGAUAUCACGCUGCGGAGAUAUACUAUGCAUUCACGAAAACUGCAGUAUUGACGUCACACUCUGUGGUUUUCUGAGACUGCGGUGAAAAUGUCACGUGCAAAUGCGGUCAUCCCGUAUAAAUACUGACCGAAUGUCGGAAAUGUCCAAAGGAGGAAAAUAGAUACCAGUGUUAAGGUUCAACUGAAGUUUUUUUUUCUGUGCUGUGGACUGCAGUGGCCUGAAUUGCGUAACGGUUCUGAUGUCACAAUUCUGAGAUGAGUGAUGUCACAAUUCUGAAAUGAUUGAGGUCAUAAUUCUGAAAUGAGUGAUGUCACAGGGGUUUAGUCUCCUUCCCGGACAGGAAUCAAAGACCCCUUUCCCACGGGCAAAUGCGUACCACUGUUCUGCUCUCUGUCGGCAUGAACUCCCAACCCAGACGUCUGAUUUGCUGUGUCUGUCUGUCUGUUCGUCGGUCAGACAUAACCAACCUGCCUGAUGUUUCUUAGCACCAGUGGUAAGGUAGCCUCCCAACUGCCCAACCAGACACGGCCUCCUAAUUAAAGACCUGGAACAAUCACAGACUAUACUCAUCAAGUUAAAGACCCAGGACAGCCAAUCACAGACUCCCCACAGCGCUGACAAUCCAGGGCCAUGUUCAUCCCCCACGAAGCGUAGCAAAUCAUUUAUUUAAACAGAAACAGAGGCGGAUUGAACAUCCUGUUGCAAACCCUGGCCGGACUGACUGACAUAGUACAGUUUGCUCCCGACACACCCACCAAACGGGAGCGAACACACCUCAAAGCCUGUCGCGAAACGCCGCACACCGUUGGGAGGAAACGUAGCGCUCUACAGAGAAACCGCAGCAAAACGUGCCCUUGGCCUCCAGCGUGGGCAGCCAAUCACGUUCAGUGUCAUGGGAUCAUCACUGAUCAUGUGUGUCGACAUUGAUAAACUGUUGUUUUUUAAAUUUGUAUUGUAAUAUACAUGUGAAUAUUAAUAAUAAUUUCCUUGUUACAUCCUCA